AUGCUCAGUCUAUACAAAAUCAAAGGCGAUUUAAAUACAGUCAUACCGAAUGCAGACCAAGUUCAUUUCUGGGGGUACAUAAAAACCAAUGAAACGUCUGUGUUCUGUAAAAUAGAUGGGAUAGUGAUGAGCCGAUGCUUUGUUUCUGGUAAAUGGUCAAAUGGUCAGAAUAUGUGCUCUCUGGCACUUGUUCCUACUCGGAAAAUUCAGAACGCGUUGCUAGAGGAUAUGCUGUAUACGAUAGAUGGAAACGUUACGUCUGAACCAACUGGAGGACUAUUCAAUUUCAACUUUGGUCCAAAUGACGCAAGGAUUGCCAGAGGAGAUCCAAAGGAAACGUGGCACAAGGUGAAUAAUCAUGGUGAACUGUUGAAAGCCAGGUACAUCUUAGACAAUGAUCACAUAAGAAUUCCACCUGGAACGAUUCUCAAAGAAGGAGAUAGGGUAAACUUCUACGGAAGCCUUGAAGGAGUUGAUGAAUUUUUGGGCCUUAUCAUUGUUCAAGCACCUGGCGCCAGGGCUUCGGAUUGCCCACCUCAUGAUCUCCUAAGUUCUGCCAUCAGUUUAACCACUCAUCUCUUUGAAACAUCUUCGCCACCGAACCAAAUCAGCCCACAUUCCAAGGGGAAACCCAUCACUCUUAACCAUUCGGAUUACAGCAAUACACAUUCUCUCCAUCCUGAGGCUGCCAACGCUCCUGACCAACCCGACUGCCUGCACAAUACAGCGAAAACAACCGAACCUGAAGCUCGAAAACAACACUUCAAUCCGGGGAUAUCAAAUGGGCCUGGCUUUAACUUUGCCUCGCGAAAAACCAACUUGGAAAAGCGUGAACUAUUAUCAGUCCAAAUGCGGAAAAGAAUUAGAAAGGAUCUUGCUGCCUGGAGUUCGAAGCACGAGGGAAGUAAAGGUGCAAUUGCCUCUCAGGCAAGUAGAUCAGAAUGGUUGCCAAAGACGAAGAAGAGAAAGCUGACAUUCUCAUCCCUUUCUCAGGAUUGUCUUUGUGAAAACCAAGAAGCUCGUUCAAUGAAGUUCCUUGAUGAAGCAGUCAAUCACAAAGCCCAGGUGAAGCCCCCUUGA
Molecule: messenger RNA, 1080 nt
Organism: Puccinia triticina
Lineage: Eukaryota; Fungi; Basidiomycota; Pucciniomycetes; Pucciniales; Pucciniaceae
Exons: 8
Coding region: 1-1080 (359 amino acids)
Source: RefSeq, a predicted model, not a curated record